CCCAGAAUUCCUGCCCGCCGACACAGUAUUUAAUGGCGAACUGCAAGGUGCCCCCGUUGUCUAGCGUAAUUUUAUACUGUCGCUGCUGAGGUUUCCUGCAUCGGAAGCUGCUCUCGACGUCACGCCCUCCCCGUCACCACGACGACGUUGCCGCUGCGCUCUGAAGGCAUUCACAACUUCCUCCUCUGCUCUUCGGGAGUAAACACGACGCACGACAGCAUGUUACUCUGACAGGACCCACAGCAAGUCAACUAUGACAUGGAGAAGCAACAAGAAGACGACCAGGCAGCGAUGAGCAGAGAAACCAGGGUCUCAGACCUUCAUGAAACACCAGAGAGGAAACAUACCGACGUCCUCCUGGAUUUUAGUGAGGAGAGCUUCAUGGGAGAGCAGCAACCAUAUGAGUCUCAUUGUUACUCUGGAUGGGAACAUGCUGUUCAGGGUUGGGCCAGAGUCUCUCCAAUGAGCUGCAUAACGAUGAAUCAGAAGAGCCAGGGCAAAGCAAAGCAGAAGGAGGCUGCCAACCCAGCGUCCUCUAAAGCAGGCAGACCAGCCAGCCUGGAGGAGCAGCGCUGUAAGUCCCGGGCAGGCCUGUUUGACGUUAGGGAUGCCGGAUCAUCGAACCACCAGCUAGGAACAUGGGUUCCAACCGAAUGGCCUGUCCACAGUGCAACUCAGAAUUACUUGCCAGGUUCCUUCCUCGAUGGGAAGACAGAGAAGAAACGGAUGCCACCAGGAACAACUUUGACGCCUCGCCAUCUUUCCUCACCAUCCUCUCUGUUAGAGAGUGGCACCCUGAAAGCUCAGAAGCACAAUAUUAAGCGUGACGUCACAGUGGUCCCCAUCAGGAACAUCAGAUUUCUACCUCCUAUCAAUUUACGACAGACAAAGCCUAGGGUCAAGACCCGUGUCUGCAGGGGCAAGAAGACCCCAGAUGAAAAUACCCUCUACAAGCUCGAGAACAUAAUCAGAGAAAGCAGGACGCGGCUGGACAUCGAGGCUCACGCCGACCUUCCCGUUGACUCCACAGCCACCACUUACAGGCAGCAGGCAUGCCAGCGAAGCCCCCAUUUGUUCCCUGCUGUUUGUAUUUCUGUUCCCGACACGGAGCAUCCCACAAGGCCCCGCAUCCCACUGGGCAAGAACAUAUCACGAGCCAUGGUGCAACACCUGGCGCCCACCAGGUGCCUGUUCACCUGAGGAUCAGAACUGUGUGCAAUUCAGCUUUAUCGGGCUUUUGCAUCAUCAUUGAUAACGUUCACUCAAAUAAAUAUCCUCGGUGGUUAUACAGCUAAAUGAAUGCAAAGGUUGAGUGUUUUGUUAUCUCACAAUAGUCCGUCUUUUAUUCCCUCUGAUGGCUCCACGCUGACCGUUCCUGUUGGUUUUAAUGGCUUUUGUGUGUACUGCAAUUACAUUUCAUACCCAUUAAGGUGCGCGCAAUAAGACACCACCAGUAUCUGGUAAGCGGAACACAGGCUGUCUUCAUUUAGAUGCUGUACCUCACUUUCCCAAUGCAGAAUUCAAAAUUGUGUUGGGAGUUGAAGAUUAGCUGUGAAUUAGCUGAUCUGCAGAUUAAGGUUAAUGAUGAAACGUGAUUUUAAGCAGAGAGGAAACAUUGCGUCAGUUUAUUGCUUACAAUUUGGAAAGCACAAAACAAAAAGGUCCUUUGCGCUAAAGUUUGAGCCUCUCAAGACAAAUUCUCAGUUUCAGCAACCUAUUCGGUCAAUAUCUGAAAAAAUGUUUUAGGAUUAAAUAGGUCAUACUUACCAAAGUUUUGUUAACUUUUUUUGCAAGAAUUAACAUGUAGCUCCUUGGGAGCAGUCUAUCUAUUAACAUUUUCCGUAGUGUCUAUUGUAAGCAAUCAUUUUAAUUUGACAGCAGUAAAAUGGUCUAAAUAGCUGAGAGCCGUCAGUGAAAACUGUUAAACUGGGAAGAGUUUAAAGAAAUGUUGCAGAUUUUGGCAAUAAUGCUUUCCAGAAUGAAUGGUAUGAUCCAUGUAUAUAUUAUUAAAAUAACAAAUCUAAGAAACAAAAGUUUGCAAACUAACUUAAUAAGAUAAGCAGUGUGCCCAUGUGGAACAAAAAUAAUUUAAAGAACACUUUGCAAACUGAAUGGCUAGGAAUAGAUGGUUAAGUUUUCCUUUGUGAUCCCCAUAAUUUUACAUAAACAUAAAAAAAAAUAGUAUUUUGCAAAAUGAAA
Messenger RNA from Fundulus heteroclitus (mummichog), 2199 nucleotides. RefSeq lists its product as uncharacterized. Bases 259 to 1200 code for a protein of 313 amino acids. Lineage: Eukaryota; Metazoa; Chordata; Actinopteri; Cyprinodontiformes; Fundulidae. The transcript is spliced from 4 exons. The record is from RefSeq and is a predicted model, not a curated record.